Messenger RNA from Tupaia belangeri chinensis (Chinese tree shrew), 3182 nucleotides. RefSeq names its product intraflagellar transport 81 (gene IFT81). The coding region runs from base 616 to 2646 and encodes 676 amino acids. The record is from RefSeq and is a predicted model, not a curated record. Gene Ontology annotation, molecular function: tubulin binding. NCBI's taxonomy places the organism in Eukaryota, Metazoa, Chordata, Mammalia, Scandentia, Tupaiidae. Gene Ontology annotation, cellular component: ciliary basal body; intraciliary transport particle B. Gene Ontology annotation, biological process: cilium assembly; intraciliary transport. The transcript has 22 exons.
GGCUUGGCCGAGGCGGCUUCGGGAGGGGAGGACCUCCCUCUUGGGGUCGAUUGCCUCUCCGGAGCGGACCGAGGAGCAGACACCCCCUUCCCGGAGGACCGAGAGGGCAGAAUCUCUCUGGGAAGUUCGGGCCAGGUGACCCGAACUGAGUUUGAAUUGAUGUAACCAUCAUGUCCAUAGAGAAGCCAAGGAAGGCUGUCUAUGGAAAUCGAAGAAUGAAACAGCCACCAGAGACACAGCAACCUCAGGAGGCCAAGCAGUCAAGCGCCCACUUCCACGUGAGCUCUGGCAUCUUCGAACUGUGAUCGGUGGGGAUCAGUGAUUCUGGCCUCAUUCACUUUCCAGUACAGGCAAUAUGAUCCAAUAAUGUGGCGCAAAGUCUGAAAUCUCUGAUGAAUGUGUCUGAAUCCUGCUAGAGACGCCCUAAAAUCGUUCCCACGUAUAACCUAAUUUAGAGAUACUUCAUACUUCCACCUAAACUUGAAGCUCGAGUCAAAUGCUUCCUCAAGAGCCCUGCGUCAGCGAAGGCACGGCCAGCCACGGCCGACAAGCGGUGAAUGGGGGAUGUCGGAAGGGCACACGCGCUUCGCAAAGUUUAAGAUAUAAGAUCUAAUUAUGAGUGAUCAAAUCAAAUCUAUUGUGGACAAUCUCAAUAAGGAGCCUUUUAAGAAGAAUUAUAAUUUAAUCACAUUUGAUUCCCUGGAGCCAAUGCAGCUAUUACAAGUUCUCAAUGAUGUUCUGGCCGAGAUUGACCCCAAGCAAGUUGUCGAUAUCAGAGAGGAGAUGCCAGAGCAUACAGCCAAACGAAUGUUGAGCCUUCUUGGUAUCCUUAAAUAUAAACCUCCAGGAAAUGCCACGGACAUGAGUACCUUUCGCCAGGGUUUGGUGAUUGGAAGUAAACCUGUAAUUUACCCCGUGCUCCACUGGCUUCUUCAGAGGAUGAAUGAACUGAAGAAAAGAGCAUAUUUAGCUCGUUUUCUAAUAAAACUUGAAGUACCAAGUGAAUUUCUUCAGGACGAAAUUGUUGCUGACACCAAUAAACAGUAUGAAGAGUUGAUGGAAGCCUUUAAAACUUUGCAUAAAGAAUGUGAGCAGCUCAAGACAUCUGGAUUUUCCACAGCAGAAAUAAGAAGGGAUAUCAGUGCAAUGGAGGAGGAAAAGGAUCAGCUCAUUAAGAGAGUUGAACGUUUGAAGAAAAGGGUGGAGACUGUUCAGAAUCAUCAGCGGAUGCUUAAAAUAGCAAGGCAACUUCGAGUUGAAAAAGAGAGAGAAGAAUUUCUUGCACAACAGAAACUGGAACAGAAGAAUCAGCUAUUUCAUGCGGUGCAGAGAUUGCAGAGAGUACAAAACCAGCUAAAAAGUAUGCGCCAUGCUGCAGCAGAUGCAAAGCCUGAAAGUUUAAUGAAGAGGCUAGAGGAAGAGAUAAAAUUUAAUUCAUAUAUGGUAACUGAAAAAUUUCCGAAAGAAUUAGAGAACAAGAAGAAGGAAUUACAUUUUUUACAAAAAGUGGUUUCAGAGCCAGCUAUGGGCCAGUCUGAUCUUCUUGAACUGGAAUCUAAAAUAAAUGAAAUAAACACAGAGAUCAAUCAGCUGAUCGAAAAGAAAAUGAUGAGAAAUGAGCCCAUUGAAGGCAAACUCUCUCUAUAUAGGCAACAGGCAUCCAUCAUUUCUCGUAAAAAAGAAGGGAAAGCUGAGGAACUUCAGGAGGCCAAGGAGAAGUUAGCUAAUCUUGAGAGAGAAGUGUCCAUAAAGACAAAUCAGACCCGUGGACUCGAUGGCACUGAAGUUUUGAAGGGAGAUGAGUUCAAACGAUAUGUCAAUAAACUUCGAAGCAAGAGUACAGUUUUCAAAAAGAAGCAUCAAAUAAUAGCUGAAUUUAAAGCUGAGUUUGGUCUUUUGCAGAGGACAGAAGAGCUUCUUAAACAACGUCAUGAAAAUAUUCAACAUCAACUGCAAGCUAUUGAGGAGAAAAAGGGUAUAUCUGGAUAUAGUUAUACUCAAGAAGAGCUAGAGAGAGUAUCUGCACUGAAGAGUGAAGUUGAUGAAAUGAAAGGACGAACACUGGAUGACAUGUCUGAAAUGGUGAAAAAACUGAAUUCACUGGUAUCUGAAAAAAAGUCAGCUCUAGCCCCAGUUAUAAAAGAACUACGACAAUUGCGUCAGAAAUGUCAAGAGCUAACCCAGGAGUGUGAAGAAAAGAAAUCCCAAUAUGAUAGUUGUGCAGCUGGCCUUGAAAGCAAUCGCUCCAAAUUAGAACAGGAAGUUAGAGGACUCCGUGAAGAAUGUCUUCAAGAAGAAAGUAAAUAUCAUUAUACAAAUUGUAUGAUAAAGAACCUGGAAGUCCAGCUCCGUCGUGCCACUGAUGAGAUGAAGGCCUAUGUCUCUUCUGAUCAACAAGAAAAAAGAAAGGCAAUUAGAGAACAGUAUACUAAAAAUAUUGCUGAACAAGAAAACCUUGGAAAGAAACUCCGGGAAAAACAAAAAGCUGUACGAGAAAGUCAUGGUCCAAAUAUGAAACAAGCAAAAAUGUGGCGUGACUUUGAACAGCUAAUGGAAUGUAAGAAACAGUGCUUUCUGAAGCAGCAGAGCCAGUCUUCCAUUGGUCAGGUAAUUCAGGAGGGAGGAGAGGACCGGCUGAUCCUCUGAAUUCCUGUGUCCUCAUUUGGGGGCUAGUUGCUACCACUAGCUAUGAGCAUAAUCUCAAAAUGUGCGUCUUGUCUUGAAAAUGGUUUGUAUAAAAUUUCUUUCAGAUUAGGAUUAGCCAUUGUUCAUUAAGUUUUCUUGGAAAAUAAUGUUAAAGGUAGAUUUAGGUUUUAAAGUUUUUUCAUAUAAAAAAAGGCUAUUAUUGUUUUACUUGGUUUAGAAAUCAGUGGUGUCUUCUGAGUUUUAUGAGACAGGAAACUAAGUUUACUCUCUGCAGAUGUAAACAUAUGUCCAUUAAGAAAAACUUGUAGUUUUUAAAAAAAUGCAGUAACCCAAUGGCUUAAUGUUUCUCUUAAUCUUUUUUUAACUUUAGAGGAAUCUUUUAGGAACUAGUAUCUCUUGUUUUGAAGAAACAUUUAUCUGAAGUUCAGCAAUUCCUACAGUUUCACUUCAGUUUCUUUUUCUUCUGAAAAAUGCUUGAAAAAUGUAAUAUUUUUAAUAACAUUCUAUUUGUGUAAUUUAAAGGCAAAUAAAACGUG